UUCACAGGCUCCAUAUUGAAAACAAAUGAGUGAGGAGUGAGAUGCCGAUGGCAAACAUGUCGAAGGGUGCGACUAGGGCAGGGGCUUCUAAGCUCUGCCCAGUUCGCAUCACUACGAUGGAUGCCGAGCUAGAAUUUAAAAUAGAGCCAAAGAGUACUGGCCAAGAACUAUUUGAUCUUGUGUGUAGAACAAUCGGACUACGGGAGACAUGGUACUUUGGACUCCAGUAUGUUGACCCAAAAGGCUAUGUAGCAUGGCUUAAACAUGAGAAAAAGGUAGUUGAGCAAGAUGUACCAAAGGAAUGUCCUCUGUCCUUUACUUUCCUGGCCAAGUUUUACCCGGAAGAUGUUUCAGAGGAGCUUAUACAGGAAAUCACUCAACAUUUAUUCUUCCUGCAAGUCAAGCAAUCUAUCUUGAAUAUGGAUAUUUAUUGUCCUGCAGAAGCAUCAGUUCUGCUGGCUUCAUAUGCUGUACAAGCAAAGUAUGGGGACUAUGAUGAAGCAACUUACCAGCCUGGCUUCUUGUCUAGUGAAGAUCUGCUACCACAGAGAGUGAUAGACCAGUAUCAGAUGACACCAGAGAUGUGGGAGGAGAGGAUUAAAGUUUGGUACUCAGACCACAGGGGGAUGACAAGGGAUGAGGCUGAGAUGGAAUAUCUGAAAAUAGCACAGGAUCUAGAAAUGUAUGGUGUGAAUUAUUUCCCCAUUCAGAACAAGAGAGAUUCUGACCUGUGGCUUGGAGUGGACAGUCUUGGUCUUAAUAUCUAUGAGAGUGAAAACAGACUAAAUCCAAAGGUCACCUUUCCCUGGAGUGAGAUAAAAAAUAUAGCAUUUAAAGAUAAAAAGUUUACAAUAAAGCCAGUGGACAAAAAAGCACCAGAUUUUGUCUUCUUUUCUCCCAAACUUAGAAUGAACAAACUGGUAAGUGAAUUGAGAGCUGGAAAACAGACUUUACGAAAGGCGUCGGACCGUCGGACAUGCCUGGCAAAUUUCGUCUCGAAAAUGACUAAUUUUUUGUCUANUGAACUGGUGAGGGAUAAAGAUGAGCUGGAGAGGAAGGUGCUGCAUUUACAGGAGGAAGUGAGAAUCGCCAAGGAAGCCUUGAUGAGGUCAGAGGAAACUGCUGAACUACUAGCAGAGAAAGCCAGAAUUGCAGAAGAAGAAGCUAUGUUACUCACACAAAAAGCUGCCGAGGCAGAAGCAGAGAUACAAAGAAUCAAAAUAAGUGCAAUAAAGACUGAAGAAGAGAAAAUGCUGAUGGAGAGGCGAGCAAGAGAAGCUGAAAUUAUUGCUGCAAGAAUAGUAGAGGAUUCAGAAAGAAGGGUGAAAGAAGCCGAACAAAUGAAAGAAGAGCUCAUAAGAGCCAAGUUUGCUGAGAAACUGGCAAAAGAUAAAUUGUGUGAAAUGACAAAGAGUCCUUACUCUGCCUUGUACCACUAUGAUCCUGUGGCCCCUGAGUUAAGUGACCUCAGUGUGGACACCUUGGACAUCAGUAGGAAUGAUCGAGUGUCAUUAACAGAUGGAGAUGAGUGCGAUGUUGAUCUUAUAUCAUCCCAGGACAUGAACCAGCUGUCUUUGGAACUAGAGAAGGAGAGAGUUGAAUACAUGGAAAAAAGCAAGCACUUGCAAGAGCAGUUAAAAGAUCUCAAAACUGAAAUUGAAGUGCUGAAGGUUGAAGAAAAACAGACGUUGAUGGACAGAAUUCAUGAUGAAAAUGCUGAAAUGGGGGAAACAAAGUAUUCUACGAUGAACAAGAUUCGUUCAGGAACCACCAAAGCCAGAGUUGCAUAUUUUGAAGAAUUAUAGGACUCGGCGUAUUCUUGCUGCAAUGCCUGAAAAUACUCUGUCCAGCAGAAACUACUGAAUGGAUUAUCAUAAAGAUCCCAUGUAUUCCCCCAUGAUCUUUGUGAGGUUCUUCCAUUUGUUGUGAAAACAUGCUCUAAUUUCUGAUUAUAGUGUUCUCAAGUUCUUAAAACUAGCUUCUCACUCAGUCAGUGAACAAUACUAAUAAUACAUUGAUGGCAUUUUUUUUUUUUUACAGAAGUGGCCCCUCACUGAAAUGGUUUUUAAAAAUGCCAUCAUAUCUUCCAAUGUGCCUAUGCAACAAACAGUAUUUUAAAACUAAUUGGUUAUAUUAUGUCACCUUAUGCAAAUAAGACUUGACGUCAAUGAUUUAUCUUAAGGAUUAAGGAUAGAAGGAUGUGCCAAACCUCUUCUGCAAUAUUGUAAUACUUUGGAUUUAAUUUGCCAAAAAAGGUUUUAGAUAUAUAAUAUUUGUUCAUCUGUAGAAGUCUUGUGUAUGUUGGCAAGAGCAGGGGGAGGCAAGGCAACUUAGGGUGUGAAUGAGUUGAUGACCUCUGAUCUGCACAUUCAUUACAUUUAACUGCAUAGUUUCUGUGUGUUUUGUUCAUGUGUUCGUGUGAGCAGAUUUGUUGUCCUGCCCUGAUCAAACUUCUUCAGGGUAACCUGGAUAUUCUUUUAAUUAUAAGCAUUGAACCAUAUCAAACUGGAUAUAGGGUUUCUUGCCAAUCCUGUAAAAUAUCAUUUUCCAUUCAAGCACUAUAAAGAAAAUGGGCGUUUAUUAGUAUUAUGAGGAAGAGGGGGCAGUUGAGGAAUAUUUUUCCUUACAGUGUUGUAUUUUGUGAAAACCAGCUAAUCCUGAUAAAAGUAAUGAAAACAAUUAAAUAUUUGUCACUUAUGGCAGUUUUCAGUAGAUCUGAAGAAUAUAGCAAGCAAAACAUUGGAACAAGUUCAAGAUCAGAAUGACAUUCUGCCAAUAUGCUACCAUUUUGCACAUAGGUCAUGUAAUUGCAUUGAAAUAGCCAUAGAUAUUAUUCGAUUUGAAAAAGAGCAGUAUGUAUGUUUUGUUAAACAACAAGACAAAACUAAUGAAUAUUUUUAUAUGGAGCAGUGCAAAUCUCAUUCAUUUAUUUUAAAAAGUUGUCUGUGGAUAAAGGGUGACAUCUGUCACAUUUCCACUUGUAUUCCGCAGUAAAGGUGCUAUUUUAGUAAGCAAUGUAUGUCAUUAUUUCAAUCUUAAAUCACUUGACUUGUACAGUGUUAAUUUUAAUAUUUGAUUUCAGUUUUUUUUAUUUUUCAUCAUUGCAAGUGCUUGUGUUCUUCAAAUGUUCACAGUUUCAUUAUUCACACAGAUGAAAAUAAGCUUCAGGCUUCUUGUGCCCAAGCAUGGUAGUGAAGUAAAAACCUAUACCCCUGCAGUGUGUAUGGCUCACCUUAGAGAAUUCCAUUUCAUGACAUGUGCAAUGUGUAUUAUUACACAUAAGGACAGAACUGUUGGACUUGAAAACAAGAUGGGUUUUCUAGUUUAUCAAGUAAUAUCACAAAUUUGUAAUUUUAAACAAUGCAUAUACAAAGAAAAAUUGGACAAUGAUUAAAAGAGAAGUUGUUUCAGUUCAAUAUAUUUUAGUAAAUUUUGUCAUAAAACCUAAUCUUGUAUUUUACUUAAUAAAAGCUAAUCAUUA
Molecule: messenger RNA, 3481 nt
Organism: Lingula anatina
Lineage: Eukaryota; Metazoa; Brachiopoda; Lingulata; Lingulida; Lingulidae
Product: merlin
Cellular component (GO): cytoskeleton
Molecular function (GO): actin binding
Source: RefSeq, a predicted model, not a curated record